UACACGAGCUUUUAACUCAGCCUACAGAUACGAUAAGCAUCAUCUCGUAUUGAGGCUUCAAUCGUGCCGUAUCGAUUUCCACUAUGUCAGCCUACAGAUGGGUAAACCGUAUCAGCGGCCAAUCGCUGCCAGAAAACGCGGUCACCGGCGGCCGCGACUGUGAUGGAAGUACAAUUUACGUUGGCAGAGCUUUCCACGAUGGUGAUAUGUUGCCGGCGAAAGUCAUCCCUGAUAAGAGGGUCGCCUAUGUUUGUCAUGGCGGCGAGGAACACCCUAAAGAUGAAUUUGAAGUCCUUUGCCAAGGGGAAUUUGCAUGGGAGUUCAGCAGUAAUGGUGAAGUACCAGCGGAUGCGAUAAUCGCCGGUCAAACCGCGGAUGGAGAACCUCUGUACAUUGGCCGUGUCCUCCAUAGUGGAUCUCAAACGGUUGGCAAGGUACAACCAAGUCAUGGAUGCCUCUACAUUCCAUUCGAUGGAGAGGAACUGUCGUUCAAGGAUUACGAAGUACUCGUCAUGCAUUAACUUGAUUACAGAUGUAAAAGAGAUUGAAGAUGUAAUGCAUUUUAUACAUGGCCAAAGUUAAUUGAGUCAAGCAAAACAACCUCCAGACAACCUGUUGAAGCAUAAAGUAAUAAAGAAUGGGAAAUGGUCGCGAAACAAAAUAUCCCGUUUUUUAAAUAUUUAUAAAAAUGUAUUAAAAUAAAAUAAUUAAAAAAUAAUUUUUAAAUAAUUUUUUAAAGAUGUUUAAAGAUGAACAAGCAAAGCAAAUCAUUUCUAUCAAGGAUAAACUAGAUUACUAGAUACGUUAUUUGUGUUGCUUAUUCAUUCUAAUAAUAGCGUAAUUUACUAUGUUAAUUAACUUGUUAUUUUGCAGCAUUUAUUAUAUGAUCAUCUCUUGAGCAUUUCACACUUGAAAAUAGUACUCAGAUACAUUACAAAAGAUUUAUAUUUACGAUUUGUUUGAAUAAUAGUUUUUAACAAAAAAAAAGAGUCAAGCUUGAAUAUUUUAGACAAUUUGAACAGUUCAAAGUUUCAAGCAGUAAUCAGUCUGUAAUGUCAAUUUUCAUAGAGAGAUAACAAAAGAAUUGGAAAUAUAGUUUGCAUUGAAAAUAAAGGAAAUAAAGAAACA
This is a messenger RNA of Pogonomyrmex barbatus (red harvester ant), 1128 nucleotides long. Its product is annotated as pfs47 receptor. The record is from RefSeq and is a predicted model, not a curated record. NCBI's taxonomy places the organism in Eukaryota, Metazoa, Arthropoda, Insecta, Hymenoptera, Formicidae.